Messenger RNA from Siniperca chuatsi (mandarin fish), 1198 nucleotides. RefSeq names its product troponin I, fast skeletal muscle-like. The transcript is spliced from 9 exons. Gene Ontology annotation, cellular component: troponin complex. NCBI's taxonomy places the organism in Eukaryota, Metazoa, Chordata, Actinopteri, Centrarchiformes, Sinipercidae. The record is from RefSeq and is a predicted model, not a curated record. The coding region runs from base 569 to 1087 and encodes 172 amino acids. Gene Ontology annotation, biological process: muscle contraction.
GAAACUUUGCCCAAACUCGUCAGUCACAGUAUGUGAAUAUAGUUUAUUACUAAUGUCUGAUGGUUACUGACUGAGCAGGAUGGACAACAUCAAACCUCUUUAGAAACUCAACUGACUUUAUGUUUUUUUGUUUUUUUUAAAGCCAUUUUUACGUCAUUUAAAUUUUUCCUGAUCGACCUUAUUGAUCAGAGAUGGACUCUGUUCAGUCAAAGAGAAGUCGCUGUGUCUGAAUCCAGCAUGAACUACAGCAGCUCUGAUUUCCAAACAGCAACUAAUAAGAUCUCUUCAUGUCCUGUCCCACUGAGGACUGCUGACCACCUCGGACAGACCAGACAUCAGUAAUCGAUGAUUUACGACGUGAGCAGUCAAAGGAUGAAGGUAUUUCAGGAGCUCAUUGGCCUGGUUGGUCUCAGAGUUCUUCAUGGCCAUAAAGAGGAACCUCCGAAUCCCCGUCCAAGCACAUAAAUACCCCAACAGAUUUCACUUUUUAGCCUGUGACUCCUUCUGUCAGUCCCUGCCGCCCUCCUCAUCGUCACUCUGUAGAGUCUGAAGCUAAAAAGAAGCCAAGAUGUCCGAGGGAAAGAAGAUGACAUCGAGCCGCAGGCAUCACCUCAAGAGUAUGAUACUGCAGAUCGCUGUCACCUGGCUGGAGCAGGAAGCUAGCGAAAUCGCAGCCGCCAAAGAAGCUUACAUGGCGGAGAAAUGCGCUGCCCCCAGCCUGAGCGGGGACCAGGCGGCUCUGGUGGAAAUCUGCAAAAAGCUGCACCAGUCCCUCGACAAGAUCGACGAGGACAGAUACGACGCCGCGGCCAAAGUGGAAAAGACAGACAAGGAGAUUGCGGAGUUGAAGCUGAAGGUGGUCGAGCUGGCCGGAGUGAAGAAACCCGCCCUGAAGAAAGUGCGUAUGUCCGCUGACGCCAUGCUGCAGGCUCUGCUGGGAGGAAAACACAAGGUGACCAUGGACCUGAGAGCCAACCUGAAGCAGGUCAAGAAGGAGGUCAAAGAGGAGGCGAACGAGGCGGUCGGCGACUGGCGUAAGAACAUUGAGGACAAAGCUGACAGGAAGAAGAUGUUCGAGACUUCCUAAAGACUUUCACUUCCUCUGGGCUACUACAACUCUUUCCAAUGUUACAUCUGACCUUUUUCAUGGAAUUGAAAAAAACUCGUGCCAUUAAAUGUUUUUUUUGGAAUAAGGCAA